Neoarthrinium moseri is the source of this 2655-nucleotide messenger RNA. RefSeq lists its product as uncharacterized. Lineage: Eukaryota; Fungi; Ascomycota; Sordariomycetes; Amphisphaeriales; Apiosporaceae. Bases 1 to 2655 code for a protein of 884 amino acids. The record is from RefSeq and is a predicted model, not a curated record. The transcript is spliced from 6 exons.
AUGGCCGCCCUCACGCCCGCCCAGGUCGAGCUUGCAAGCUCCCUGACCCAGGACGAGCUGCCUACGAAACUGCGAUGCGCAAUCUGCAGCAAGCUCGCAGUCAACGCUUUCCGACUGCCCUGCUGCGAGACUGCCAUAUGCGAGAGCUGCCAAUCCACACUGCCGUCUUCGUGUCCCGUAUGCGAGCACUCGCCUGUCUCUGGCGACGACUGCACCGUCUACAAGUCGCUCCGAACCACUAUCAGAGUCUUCCUGAAGACCGAAGAGAAGAAGCGCGAGGCUGCCCGCCCCAAGGCCAACGGCUCUGCACCUCCCACCCCCGUCGAGCCAACACCCACACCCACCCCGGCCCUCGCAAAACCUCCCGCCGGACCAAUCCAAGAGUCUCCUGCUCCGGUCAAGGACGAGCACACGCCCGCACCAACCGAGCCUGACCAGUCCGCGACGGCAGAUGACCAAAUCGCCCGCGACAAACCUAGCGACAUCCCCACGCAACAUGGCCAGCCUACGUCGGAACAGUCAGGCGAUCAAGGUGCCAGUGGUGGAGAGGAGCAAGCUCUGGUGCCCAGUGGUCAGGAUGAUGCCGAUGCCCAGCCCCUGGAUAGCAUCAACGAGGGUGCGGAUGGCCAGGAUCCCGAAGACCAGGAGGGGCAAGGCUUGGACGAGGAGUCCGACAUGAACGGCGACUACAGCGGAAUGAACUUCAACGCAGGCGAGAUGAACCCCAUGCAACUCCAGAUGAUGAUGAUGCAGAACGGAAUGAACCCCGGCGCCUUCGGGGGGUUUCCGAUGAUGGGAAUGGGUAUGAACAUGGACCCGUCGGCGAUGCAGAACAUGUACAUGAACGGAGGCUUCGGGGCGCAAGGCAUGGGCAUGAGCGGCAUGAACAUGAUGAAUAUGGGCAUGAAUGGCUUCAAUGGGGGCAACAAUGGCUGGAACGAUCAGCAAUCCUGGCAAGAUAAUUUCAAUCCAAAUGCUUCUGGCAUGGGCAAUGGUGACUUUGGCAACAAUUUUAACCCUGGCUACCGUGGAGGCUACAAUCAAGGUAACUAUGGCAAUAACCAGUACAACGCCUUCGGCCGAGGAAACUACCGUGGACGAGGCGGACGUGGCCGCUGGUACAAUAACCAGGGCUUCGGCCAUGCCGGCUACAACCAGGGAUACGGCCCUCGCCACCAGGGCCAGCAGAUGUGGGCUGGCAAGAUCGCCCAGCAGUCUGCCGGCUACGAGGAACAGCAGAACGACGCCGAGGGGUCCGGCGAGGUACAGAAGGGUGCCAAUACCGACGAAUUUGGAAGGGCAAUCCGCUCAGGAGAGGACCAGGCUGGAACCGACGGGCAGAACGGGGAGCACGCGGAGAGUGGUGACACGGGCAACGGUAUCCAGGACAGCACAGGACAAGUACCUACAAGCAAUGCCCCAGGAGAAGCUCAUGAUGACUCUGCCGUGGCCAAUGGUGAUGUUCUCCCUGCAGCUCCGUAUUCACGCUCACAUGGCCCUUCGUAUGGCAUGGGCGUCAUGCCCCCCACUGCGCCUGCUGCACCAGCUGCACCGCUGAAUGCACCAACCGGACCCAAGGCGAUGCGUCAGGGCUUACCAAACACCAGUACCCUUCACCUUCGCGCUCGAGGCUUCAUUCAAGACCCAGUCCCUACUCUCACCAAGUCCCCGGUUGUGGAGAGCCCUAUUCAGGACGGCAGAUCCCACUCCAAAGGUCGUAGCCGCAGCCGAAGUCGGAGCCGCAGCAAGGAUCGUAAAGAGACCCGUCGACACAGGCGGCACCGAUCCGAAUCAGCCUCCGGCGACGACCGCGACGAUGACAGCCGACGUCGCAGACAUAGAAGUAGGCGGUCGACAAGGGACGAGGAUGACUACAAGGGCCGUUCCAGGGACGACAAACAUGAUGACAGAUCCCGCUCCGCGUCCCCAGACCGGGACCGCGACCACAAGCGCUCCGGACAUCGUAGUCAUCGUGACCGGGAUAGGGACCGGGAUCGGGACCGGGACAGCGAUCGCGACUACCGCAAGAAGUCGAGCCACCGCUCACACCAUGACUACGAUCGGGAACGUGACAGAGAUAGGGAGAGGGAGCGAGACCGCGAUAGAGCUCGGGAUAAGGACCGCAGAAAGGACCGCGACCGGGAGCGUGAUCGGGACCGUGACCACCGCCAGAGAAGCAGUCGGAAAGCGUCGCCUGAGCCUCCUACGCCCGUCGAGUCUAGUGGGAAGGAAUUCAACCCCCCAACCGGCCCUCGUGCAAGCACCAACUUAUCUAGCAGGGGCGGCGGCUCAAAGGGCGAGUUCUCCAUUAAGGGUGCGAGCUCCAAGUCGAGGCCAUCCCGACGGGACAGCGAGAUGUCUGCCCCACGCCGCGGCUCCCAUGCUUCCACCAGCAACGCACCAAAGGGGGCCCCUACCGGGCCCGCCAAGGAUCCCCAUACUCUAGAGCGCGAGGCGCGUGAUCGCGAGCGACUGUUGAAAGAGGCUCAACGUAUGGCCGGCCUCGGUGGAGCUGCCGGCCUCAAGCGGGGGCGAGAGUCCAGUGACGACCGCGGCGGCCGCCGUAAGAACCGUCGCAGCGAGGCCGUCUACGGCGACGCGGAGGAGCGCAUGAAGCGUCUAGAGGAGGAGCGGGAGGGUGGACGAUGGGAUUAG